AUGAAUAGCGAAAAGGACUUUCGCCAAUUCCAGAGGCCUCGCACAUCCUACUCUGGGAUGGGAGCUAGGAAUGGUCCCCCCAUGCAGUCGCCAUUUGAUUCGGCCAUUCCAUUUCAGUCGCCAGGGUGGCCUGCUUAUCAAGAUCCCUGGCAUUUCCAGCGCACUGAUCUCCCCCAGCAUAGAAGAUCAAACGCCAGGAAUGAGGAAAGCAACACUACCAGCGACUCCAGAGUCAUGAUAUCCGUCAGGGAUGCCGACCUGCUAGGUCGCUAUUAUAAAAAGGCCUUUGAGAACCUGCAACAGACAAAUUGCCGAGUGCUUGCAAAGGCAUAUAUCAAGCUCGUGGAGCCUCGCAAGCAGGUCAACUACCCGUACAACGGACGGAAAAUCGUUGCGGGAACUCCUCGGCAGCUGGACCCAAAUGAAACAAAGCCACCCUGGUGGCCAUCUGGAGUAAGCCACAGAGAACCAGACCACCUGCCCAAAUCUGAGCGCAUUCGACUCCUAAUAUAUAUCUUGCGCGACCUGCGCACCAGCCAUGGGAUCUCAGCCAGAAAAUUGAGGGAAGCUGAUCAGCCUAUCCGUCGUCAGAUCUCCCCAAUAGAGAGAUUGGAAAUCCUGGACGAGCUCUAUCGAGUGCGACAUGAAGAAGAGAAGUUCUUGGAGGGAAAAACUGACACACAGGGGACGGUGUGGAUCUCUCGUUCAAACUUACCCAAGGAAGCGGGCCAGAGCCACGGAGAACGCAGCCGAAACAGUAGCCCUAUUUCAGUUCGAAACUCGGCCGCAACCACGCCGCGUGCUGCGCCAGAAGGCUUACCCGUCGACUCUCCUCACCAUAGGCUCGCUUAUGGUGGAGAUUUUUCGGAAAUCUCGCCGAGACGACAAGCUGCAAUACCCCAAGCCAAACCUGGAAGGUCAACUGUCCCGGUCCCGCCUAGCUUCGAUUCUCCGCCUGUGUUCAUGUCGCCGCAGGACCUGAAGCGAAAACGAGAAAGCAUGCACGGAUUUCCUCUUGACUCGACUAGCCUUGCGACUGGGGCGCACUAUUCUUCUAUGAGCCCCGUUGAGCUUCAGGCAUUGCCGAUCAGGUACUAUGGCGAUCCUUAUGAUUAUCAGCAGGGCGGUACCAUUACAGAACCUUCGACAACUGGCCCAUUAGAUGAGCCUAUAGACUACCCGUAUCAUUUCGGCUACUAA
This is a messenger RNA of Penicillium riverlandense, 1200 nucleotides long. Its product is annotated as DUF2841 domain-containing protein. The transcript has 3 exons. Lineage: Eukaryota; Fungi; Ascomycota; Eurotiomycetes; Eurotiales; Aspergillaceae. The coding region runs from base 1 to 1200 and encodes 399 amino acids. The record is from RefSeq and is a predicted model, not a curated record.